UUAAAUGUUUCUUGUAUGGUAUGUAGCUCUUUUGUGAAUGGUAAAUGUUGUCGGGUCCUCAGUUCCGUCAAAGACCACGUGACUCGUAUGCAUAUUAUCAUAUCUCACUGCGUGAAAAUUACUGAAGGAGCGAGAUCACGGAUUCUAGACGCAAUAUGCUGGAUUUAAUUUGAUUAGUUACGUUGGGAAAAUAAUACAUAAUGGUGUAACUUUAAAACUAUUCAACAACUUGUGGAUUACCUCGACUUUCUCUCACAAAUCGUUCGAAUUUUCAUUUUUGGUUUAUUACAUGUGGAUUAUGUGUUAAAAUGAAAAUUCUACUUGUCCUCAGUCUUGCUGGCUUAUGUACAGCCGCAGUUGUGCCGAGCGCAGACUUCGAUAGAUCUGUUAUGAAAUUCAUCUCAGACAAUGAAUACAAAGGUGGACAAGUGGGUGUGAUGAUAGAGGACAGAUUAGCGUUUGCUAAGGGUUAUGGCAAAAACCACGAACAUCAAGAUAUCUAUGUCCACAAUUUGAUUCCGGUAGGCUCCCUCUCCAAGGCCUUUACAGCGGUAACCAUACUAAAACUGGUGGAAGACGGUUCCUUGGACCUUAAUGCGAAAGUUUUUGGAAAAGGUGGUAUACUUAGUGCAUUCAAACCUUGGGAUGAAGCAACUGUCGAUCAACGGCUAUAUGACAUCACCGUCGACCAUCUAUUACGUCACACGGGAGGUUGGGACUACACCAAAUCCAAACUGAUGGAACCGCUUCUCAACUCCGCUCUCCUUGCAAACGGCUACAACAUUGAAAAUAUAACAGCGGAAAUGAAACUUCCGGAACUUACAACUCCGAUCGAGGUCAUUCGCUUCAUGAUGUCCAGACCUCUUGACUUCACACCCGGAACCCAGUCCGCAGUGUCAAACCUUGGCUAUUCCAUUCUCGGUCAAAUCAUUGAAAUGAUUACGGACUUUGAUUAUGACGAGUACGUCAAAAAGCACGUGAUGAUUCCGUGUGGAAUGAUGUACACCAAAAUUGGUAGACCACACGUGUUUGCCAAAACUCGCGAUACCAACGAACCUCUUAUGAGCGAUGUUGCGAAAGUGAGCCCUGAAUUUGUCGGCCCCGCUUUAGGAUGGGAAUCUAACAUGUACGAUAUAAUGAGAUUUUCUCGUUGUUUGGAUGGAUCUGGAGACUUCAAGAUCUUGUCCGACAAAUCCCUAAAUUCUUUGAUAGCGAAACCCUCAGCAGUCCCGGUUCAGCAUAGCAACAGCUGGAUCGGCGCUGCAUUUACCGUUAACAGCCGAGGGUCAAUCUGGAUUGAGGGAGAAUUCUUCACGGAUGAUCUGCUCUUUUUCCACCAUGGACCCCUUGUUAAAGACGCCGCCACGCAACAGUCGAAUGCUGCUCCGGGAAUGCCUUCGGCAUAUGCCGCUUUCUUUACUGGCCAAAUGUUUAACCCUACCAAAAGCAGUAUCCACAAUCUGGUGAAAGCCGAAAAAUCUUGGUCCGAUGAAAAUUUAUUUUUGGACGAUGUGGCCGACGUUAAAACAAAGUAUGGGAAAAUUGAGCAAGUUGUUAAGUAUCAGCUUGAGGAACAUCAUCUCCAUGGCUAUGCUCGUGCUUUGUCCCUGCUUCGUUACGACAUCAAAUGGAUAAAUGGUUUCUCUUAUAAAAAGAAGACCUAUUUUGUAGUCAUUGCCCAAAAAGUAGAAAAACCCCUAUUUGAUAAGGUUCUUAUCACCCCUGGACUUACAGAAGCGACUUUGACGCAACACAAACUGCAUCUGGAAAAAUCGGGCUUCAACUUGACCUACUUACAAAACUACAUGUCCCACUCACACGGUGGCUCCGUCUUCCUGGCUGUAUUCCGCAAGAACUCCUAUUCGAACUCGACCGUCAUCCGAUAUGGUCUACAACAUUACACGCAGUCAUACAAGAAGCUCAUUGAGCUGUACGCAGAGGAAGGGUACAUUCCGACGUCACAAUCGUUGAUGUAUAACGGGGUGGACGGUCUGGUCAGCUUCAUUCUUCAGGAGGACGAGAACAGGAAGUCCCAGAAAGAUUAUCGGUCAUACGAGGGCAUCACACAGUCGCGACUCAAUAAAUUGGUCACCGGAAACGCAAAGUACAAGAGGAAACUAGUUUAUUUGGACGAAGCAGACUAUUUUGGGAAACCGCAAUUUUCAGCAGUAUUCGUAAAUGACAAAGUCAAUUCAAUGCUUUUUAAUUCGAAGUUAUCGGUGAAAGAUAUGUCAAAAAUUAUCCAGCGAGAGCAAAUGUACGGCAAGCUUCCCCGUAUCAUCGUUGCUUACGGGGACAAAGGCUCGCUAUGGUACGCAAUGUUUCUCGAGAAGUAAAGCAGAACAACUGACUGUUUGAACAGACAUCCUGUAGAACUGACAAUGUGGUGAAAGU
Messenger RNA from Magallana angulata, 2394 nucleotides. RefSeq lists its product as uncharacterized. NCBI's taxonomy places the organism in Eukaryota, Metazoa, Mollusca, Bivalvia, Ostreida, Ostreidae. The transcript is spliced from 2 exons. The record is from RefSeq and is a predicted model, not a curated record. Bases 309 to 2336 code for a protein of 675 amino acids.